UCUCUAUAAAAAAGGACUAUUUUUGUGUCCAUGGGAUUGGGAUGAUACAUUGAAUGGGCCAUGGGCCUUGAUGACCAAUACCCUCUUCCAGUCUUCGGCUUGCAUGUUCGUGAAUCGGCCCGCAAACGUGUGUAGUUAGAGCUCGGCCCGCCUCUCAGCAACUGUCCCUACGAUCUCCAUCCGGCUCGCGGCAUCGGACGGCUAAAAAACCGUCCAUCAAGAUCCGAACCCGAAGCGAAGGGCUACCCGCUACCCGGGAAAAGGGAAAACCAGAGAGUGGUAAUCGGCACAAUCCUCGAAUAUCCACAGUUUUCGGGUCUGUCCCAAAAGAUCGACGUCGAACCCAGAAAAAGGCGCAAACGGAGUAACAGGAAAUCUGCCGGAGCGGCGUGUCGGGAAAGUUGCAAAGAGCCAGCAGUAUGGGUGGAAGGGGCCGGCGGAGACCGAGCAACGGCAGCAGGAGCGAUUCGAGGAACAACAAGAGUGGUGGAAGCAAUGGGAGGAGAUCGAAUUCGUCCUCUCGAACCAGGAACUCCCUCUUCGUUGAAGGCGGCGCCUUAGCUGAUUGGCAAGAAAGGACCCCUGGAUCGAAUUCCAGGUCUGGUUCCAGACCGGCGAAUCAUAGCCGAAACAAAGAACCCGCAACCUCUAACAAUAGAAUCCCCCAGUCACCAGGAAAUGCUUUUGGUUUUAGCUAUCCAACGGUUGAGAAACAGGAGGGUUCAGGACAUAAUACGGGCAAUAACUUUGAUGCGACACAUCCUAUUGUGUUGUUUAACUCUAACAAGACCCAGAUUGUUGCUUAUUUAGAUGAUACACCUCCUUCAGAUCCCCAAAAUGAGAAUGUCACUUAUGAUUAUGGCUCCAGUUUUAGCUUCUCCGAUGGAUUGCAUAGAGGUCUUGGGUUCCAUGAUGAGUCGGACGAAACUCAAGGUGGUGUUGAGUCACCAUCGAAGAAAAAAGAAGCCAUUGGACAAGAAGGAUCACCUUUUGAUCCAUCAUCCUUUGACAUAGAAAUGGGUGCUGAGAUAGAUGGAAAAGAACCAAUUGAAUCACACUCUAAGGGGAAAAAUCCAUCAUUUUUGUCAGUUGGAGGAAUGAGAUUGUACACCCAAGAUAUAUCCGACGAGGAAGGUGAUGAAGAAAUGGAUGCUUUCGAGUCAUGUAAUGAUGAAAGCUCUGAAUCUGAACAAGAACAAGCAUUGUCAGAAAGUGAUGAUUCUGAGAACACCUCUGACAGUGACCUGGACAUUGAUGAUGAGGUGGCACAGGAUUACUUGGAUGGAAUUGGUGGCAGUGGCAGUGCUGUGGAUGCGAAAUGGUUGGUGGAAAAUGAUUUGGAUACUUCAGAUGAAGAUGAUAGCUCUUCUUCUUCUAGUGAAGGAUUUGAUGACACUGUGGAAAAGUUGGGUGGGAUUGCUCUCCAAGAAGCGUCAAUGGUAUAUGGUAUGAUGACACCACAAUCAAGGAAGAAGAUUCCUACUAGUGGUAGAGACUUCUGGUCUGCAGGCUUGGAUGAUAUCAUGUUUGUCAAAGAUCCGAGGACUAGGUCCGCUAAGAAGAAGCAUGUUACCCAACUGCCUCAAUCCUGGCCUGCAGCUCAGAAGAGUAAACGCUUCAGAAACUACCCAGGUGAAAAGAAAAAACAUCGUAAAGAAAUGAUUGCUGUGAAACGCCGGGACAGGAUGCUGAACCGAGGGGUUGACUUGGAGAAAAUUAAUACGAAACUGGAGCAGAUAGUUUCAAAUCAGGUGGAUAUAUUUUCCUUUCCACCUAUGCAUUCCAAGGAUUGUUCACAGGUAAGACGGUUAGCAGCAAUCUACCGCCUGCGCAGUGGUUCCCAGGGCUCUGGCAAGAAAAGUUUUGUCACAGUCAUGAGAACUCAGCAUACAUCCAUGCCAUCAGCAAAUGAUAGAGUCCGCCUUGAGAAGCUGAUAGGUGCCGUGAACGAAGAUGAAGAUUUCUCCGUCGCUGAAGGUAAGGCAGCAGCUGGUGCAGACAGAAGAAGAACCAAGAACAACAGUGCUCGGGAUCUUCAGGGAGGCCGAACCAAAUCAUCUAGGAAGUCAACCAAAAAGGGAGGGACAAACGUGGCUUAUGCCAGUCAACCCGUGUCAUUCAUUUCAAGUGGAGUAAUUCGACCUGAGGAGGAUGCCUCAUACGACACAACAGCCAUGGAUGAGACGGUCGUGGCGACCACCACCUCAGCAAAGGUCGGGGCUUUUGAGGUGCACACCAAAGGGUUUGGAUCGAAGAUGAUGGCGAAAAUGGGUUAUGUAGAAGGAGAAGGUCUGGGAAAAGAGCGUCAAGGCAUGGCUGCACCAAUUGAAGUGAUUCAACGGCCGAAAUCUCUAGGACUCGGCGUCCAAUUCUCUGACACCGACAUCAAAACCACCACCAAACCCGAACGUCCAAGUGGAGCCCGACGUCCAGCAACACAUGAGAGACGCCCAGCAACACAUGAGAAGCGUCGUCCUAAGCCGCAGAGCGUUGGAGAUUUCGAGAAGCAUACUAAAGGGUUUGGAUCAAAGAUGAUGGCUAGAAUGGGGUUUGUUGAAGGCAGUGGCCUGGGGAAAGAUUCUCAGGGCAUUGUUAACCCUUUGGUUGCAGUUAGGCGCCCGAGAGCUCGAGGACUGGGUGCAGAAGUCGUUUCACGAUCUGGGUCUCCCAGAUCUGACGCGCAUCGCAUUGAAAUCGGGGAAAAGAUGGAUUCUUUCGCUCGUUUGAAGAUCUGGGGUUUCGCCCUUUUGCUGAUUCUGCAAUCGGGAGAUGGGUUUUAUCUCCCCGGAAGCUACCCUCACAAGUACGGCAUCGGCGACACUCUGUCGGUGAAAGUGAACUCCAUCACUUCAAUUGAAACCGAGAUGCCAUUCAGCUACUACAGCUUGCCCUUCUGCAGGCCCACGGAGGGGGUCAAGGAUAGCGCUGAGAAUCUCGGGGAGAUUCUUAUGGGAGAUAGAAUCGAGAACUCGCCCUACAAGUUCAAGAUGUACACCAACGAGACCGAGAUCUUCCUCUGUCAAACGAAGCCCUUGUCGGCCGACGACUUCAAGCUUAUGAAGAAGAGGAUCGACGAGAUGUACCAGGUGAAUUUGAUCCUUGAUAAUUUGCCUGCGAUUAGGUAUACUAAGAGGGAAUCGUUUAUGGUGAGGUGGACUGGCUACCCUCUUGGGAUCAAAGUUCAGGAUGCUUAUUACCUCUUCAACCAUUUGAAGUUCACUGUUCUUGUUCAUAAGUAUGAGGAAGCCAACAUGGCUCGUGUGAUGGGAACCGGGGAUGCUGCUGAGAUGAUUCCCACUGGGGGAACGCCGGGAUCAGAGACCCCAGGUUAUAUGGUUGUAGGGUUUGAGGUUGUUCCAUGCAACUUUGUCCACAAUGCUAAGUCCUUGAAGGAUGUGAAGAUGUAUGGCAAAUACAAGUCUCCGAUCAAGUGUGAUCCUACAACGGUAGCCCUUCCGAUCAAGGAGAACGAACCGAUUGUUUUCACCUACGAGGUUACAUUCCAGGAGAGCGAUAUCAAAUGGCCUUCGAGAUGGGAUGCUUAUCUGAAAAUGGAAGGUUCAAAGGUCCAUUGGUUCUCAAUCAUGAAUUCUAUGAUGGUGAUCACUUUCCUUGCUGGUAUAGUCCUGGUCAUCUUCUUGAGAACUGUGAGGCGUGAUCUAACACGUUAUGAGGAGCUUGACAAGGAAGCUCAAGCUCAAAUGAACGAGGAGCUAUCUGGGUGGAAACUGGUCGUGGGUGAUGUUUUCCGUGCCCCAACAAACUCGGCCCUAUUAUGUGUUAUGGUGGGCAAUGGAGUUCAGAUCCUGGGAAUGGCGGUUGCCACUGUCUUGUUUGCUGCUCUAGGAUUCAUGUCACCAGCUUCUCGUGGUACCCUCCUAACCGGUAUGCUAGUCUUCUUCAUGAUCCUUGGAAUUGCAGCAGGAUAUGCAGCUGUUCGGCUGUGGAGAACAAUGGGAUGUGGAGAUGGAAAAGGAUGGGCUUCCGUGUCAUGGAAAGUCUCCUGCUUUUUCCCGGGGAUUGCUUUCGUGAUCCUAACCACUCUAAACUUCCUUCUGUGGGGUAGUCAUAGUACUGGUGCAAUCCCAUUCUCUCUCUUCGUCGUCCUAAUCCUUCUCUGGUUCUGCAUCUCUGUUCCACUAACCCUGAUUGGAGGAUACUUCGGAGCAAGGGCGCCCCACAUCGAGUACCCAGUUCGCACCAACCAGAUCCCAAGAGAAAUCCCAGCUCAAAAGUAUCCAUCUUGGCUCCUAGUCCUCGGAGCUGGAACCCUACCUUUCGGCACCCUCUUCAUCGAGCUCUUCUUCAUCAUGUCAAGCAUCUGGAUGGGCAGAGUCUACUAUGUGUUCGGAUUCCUCUUGAUCGUGUUCAUCCUUCUGGUUGUGGUUUGUGCCGAGGUCUCACUUGUCUUGACCUACAUGCAUCUGUGCGUGGAGGACUGGAAGUGGUGGUGGAAAUCUUUCUUUGCCUCUGGUUCGGUCGCCAUCUACAUAUUCUUGUACUCCAUAAACUACCUGAUAUUCGACCUGAAGAGCUUGAGCGGGCCAGUGUCUGCAACCCUUUACCUGGGCUACUCAUUACUGAUGGUUCUAGCAAUCAUGUUGGCUACUGGCACAGUCGGGUUCCUUUCGUCCUUCUGGUUCGUGCAUUACUUGUUCUCGUCAGUUAAGUUGGAUUGAUCAGCCUCCUGUGCAGCAAUGGUCAUCAUUGUACAAGCAGCUCUUUACAACAGUAGUAGUUUACUGCGGUUUCUUAUCUCUUUGUUGACCUUUUGUCAUUUGAGUUGUCUUUCACUUUCUUUGCUUUUGGUAGGAAAGAGGAAUUACCAAUGUAGUAGGAAUAAGUUUCCCGUAAGUCUUUUUUCUGUUUUGGUUUGUCCAUAGAUGGCAACCCUCAUGGCAUGUUAUAGAGUUUUCUUCAUACCCAGAAAGUUUAUUUGCAUGUUUUGAUCAUGGUUUGUGUACAAUAUCG
This is a messenger RNA of Linum tenue, 4971 nucleotides long. The record is from the annotation of a GenBank genome assembly. NCBI's taxonomy places the organism in Eukaryota, Viridiplantae, Streptophyta, Magnoliopsida, Malpighiales, Linaceae.